AUGACAACGAAUGUUAUUGAAAAUGGAUAUGAAUCUGAAUAUAGUUCAAGUUCUAGAAGUGAAGAAGAUGUUGCAUUAUCUGCAUUUGAAACAGAAGUUGAUGCAUUUACACGUUUUAUCGAACAACAACGUGUUGAAGUUAUGUUUGAACUACGUCAUCUACGUUUUGGUGAACGACCUGUAACAGGACGAUCAAAUCGUACAAGAAUUCAAACUUUUCUAAACAAUAUUCAAGAACAACAGCAAGAACAAGAACAACAACAACAUAAUGUACGUGUGCCAUCGACGAGACCUAUUGUACCUAGUGCACAUAUUGCUGAUAUUGAUGCAUUAGCUAAUCGUCGAUGUGUAUCAGCUGCAUUAAGUAGUGCAUCAUUUCGACAAGAUCUUGAAAAUGCUAUUCGUCGUUCGAUUGAACCACGACCAGUGACAUUAAUACAACAAAUUCCACCAGCACCACCAAUGCCACACACAUUCAGGCAAUAUAGAAGGGAACAAUUACGUUCACAAAUUACACAAGAAUUCGCACAUAUUAAUAGGGAACAAUUACAUUCACAAAUUACACAAGAUUUACCUUCAUUUUCACUAAGUGUACCAUCAAUUAGAAUAGGACAAGAACGUUCACAGAUUCCAUCAAAUUCAAUACAUGAACCCUUUAAUCUUGAAAGACAAGAAAGGGAAAUAAAUGCAUGGCAAACAAUAACACAAUUACAACGUGAAAUCAUCGUCUUAGAAAUCAGUGAUCUUGUUCAUCGACAAUUAGUAACAAGUGCUUUAGAAAGUGAUUUUCGUACACAUCUUGAACAAAAUGUUUUAACUCGUUUGGAACAAGGAACACCACCACCACCACUACAAUCAGAACGUGAAGCAACAGCUAUUCCACUACCACAUACUCGUCCGACAUUUAUUUCUAAUCGAACAACAGCUAAUACUUCUCUCCCUACUUCAAGUAUUGAUGAACUAUCAUCACGUCUUGAUAACAUGCAACAUAUGUUACAAUUAAUGUUUUCAAUGCAAAUGGAUAUGCAAAGAUCUCUACGACAAGAAGUAGCUAGUUCUAUUGCUAAUAAUUCCUUAUCAACAAUACCUUCAUCAAGUCAUCCAAUAAAUGCUGGACAUUGUACAAUAUGUUUAACAGCUAUUGUUGAUACAGUACUCUAUCGUUGUGGUCAUCUAUGUGUUUGUUAUAUAUGCGGAUUAAAUCUUCGAGAAACAACUUCUACAACUCGUAUGAAAUGUCCAAUAUGUCGAGCUCCAGUUGAUGAUAUUCUUCGUGUUUAUCGAAGUAGCAGUGAUGGUGAAUAA
Adineta steineri is the source of this 1305-nucleotide messenger RNA. The record is from the annotation of a GenBank genome assembly. Lineage: Eukaryota; Metazoa; Rotifera; Eurotatoria; Adinetida; Adinetidae.